Messenger RNA from Pseudogymnoascus verrucosus, 1754 nucleotides. RefSeq lists its product as uncharacterized. Bases 127 to 1413 code for a protein of 428 amino acids. Gene Ontology annotation, biological process: lipid metabolic process. NCBI's taxonomy places the organism in Eukaryota, Fungi, Ascomycota, Leotiomycetes, Thelebolales, Thelebolaceae. The record is from RefSeq and is a predicted model, not a curated record. The transcript is spliced from 2 exons.
CUCAACAGUCAGUCAGUCACACGAGCACAAACACAACACUACACAAUCGGUUUUGCCACCUCACUUCUUACCUCACUUCUACACUUCUGCGGAACCUUACCAUGUAACGCUUCUACUACUGCUAAAAUGCACAUCCCAACAGCACUCCUCCUCUUAUUCUCCACCGCCUACGCAGCUAUAGCGGGAGGAAAAUCAGAAGGUGAUAGGACGGUAUCCCCCGCGCUCUUCGCGGAGCUGGAGGAGGCAGCGAGGUUAGCGGAUAUAGCGUACUGCGUCGGCAUCUCCGGGAUCUGGAAACCCUUCGGCUGUCUUAGCCGCUGCGCCGAUUUCCCAGACUUCGAACUCGUCGAGACAUGGAACACCGGCCCCCUACGCUCAGAUUCAUGCGGUUACAUCGCCCUCGACCAUGCGAAAAAAAGGGUUGUGGUGGCGUUUCGAGGGACGUAUAGUUUGGCGAGCGUAUUGGCGGAUUUGGCUACUACGCCGCAGGUUUAUGUGCCGUAUCCUGAACCGGCCCCUCCUCCACCUUCGAGAUCCAAACCGCGGGGGUGGUUGGGAUGGAUUCCCUGGCUCGGCAGGGGCACAAAACAGGAUAUCAUCCUACCGACCGCCGUGGGAGACGGAGAUGGAGACACAAAACCCGUCUGCACGAACUGCACAGUCCACGCCGGCUUCCUCAAGUCCUGGACACACACACGUCCGUUCCUCCUCCCGCACCUAACGCGUCUCGCGGGUGUAGUACCGGAGUAUGAAACCCACCUCAUAGGCCACAGUCUCGGCGGCGCCCUCGCCGCCCUCGCUGGGUUAGAGAUGCGCGCCCAGGGUGUGGAGGUGGUCGUUACGACGUUUGGAGAGCCGAGGAUUGGGAAUGUGGGGUUGGUGGGGUAUUUGGAUUCUGUUUUUGAGCUGGGGACUGGCAGGGAUGGGGGGGAAGGAGAGGCGGCGAGGAAAGGAGAGGAUAGGAGGGAUGGGGAAAGAGGGGAGGGAGGAAGGUUUAGGAGGGUCACGCAUAGGGGUGACCCCGUCCCGCUCCUCCCGCUGACGGAAUGGGGGUAUGCGAUGCAUGGGGGGGAGAUAUAUAUUUCGAGCCCUGGGUUACCGGUUGGGAUGGGGGAUGUGGAGAUGUGUGUUGGGGAUGAGGAUGUGAGGUGUAUCGCUGGUGCUGAUGAGGGGGGUGUGUUGGAUGCGGAGGCGGCGGAUGAGACGAUUGUGGAUGGGAAGGGAUGGGGAAUCCCAGCGAGGUUUCGCGUGGGCCAGAUUCUAUUCGCGCAUCGGGAUUAUUUCUGGAGGGUUGGGCUUUGUGUUCCGGGUGGGGAUCCGGCGGGAUGGGGGGGGAGGGGGUGGUAUGGUGGAGAGGGGGAGGGAGGACAGGGUGGGAGCGGGAAGGCGGGAGGGGGUGGUGAUGAGUUGUAAGACGAUGUCUGGGGGGGCUGAUUUGUUAUAUUAUGCGGAUGAGCGAUUGUUUUCUUUUAAACGAUCGGAGCUUGGAGGGUUGGCAGGUUGUCGAAGAGUUCGAUUUUGGGCGUUUGGAAGGAAAGCAGGCGUAUAGCCCCUGAACACUAGGCGGAGGGGGGGAGAGAUUGUAUUAUUAUAACAGCGCACGGAGGAAUGUGAAAUGAUGAUCUUGCUAGAGUCUUCUAUGCAUAGAUGGGACUAGACUUGGGCUUUAUUGGGAUUGGUCAACGCAGAUGACGACGACUCAUACUGGCCGGGCGUUGGGGGGAGGACAGGGUGGGGUGUUUUGGGUGGAGAAG